This is a messenger RNA of Drosophila erecta, 803 nucleotides long. RefSeq names its product cuticle protein 64. The transcript is spliced from 2 exons. Bases 84 to 473 code for a protein of 129 amino acids. Lineage: Eukaryota; Metazoa; Arthropoda; Insecta; Diptera; Drosophilidae. The record is from RefSeq and is a predicted model, not a curated record.
AAAUAACAGGGCUACUUGAGACGUCUAAGCAUAACACAUUCAGCUCUUCGGUCAAGAAGUCCAAGCAACACAAAACCAGCAAAAUGUUCAAACUGAUUGCCCUCGUAUCUGCCCUGUGCGCCGUGGCCAAUGCCGGAGUGAUCUCGCCCUACAGCCAUGGAUACGGACUGGGAUACGGAGCUGCCUUGGCUCCGGCUUAUGCCGCCCCGGCCCUGAUCUCGCACGCUCCGAUCAUCAAGAGCUACGCCGCCCCCAUUGUGGCCCAUCCGGUGGCCACCUCCUACGCCAACACCUACAAGGUGGCCACCAAGGCCAUCCCCGUGGUCCAUGCCGCUCCCCUGGUGCACGCCGCUCCUCUGGUCCAUGCCGUGCCUGCUCUGCACUCCACCUCCACCUACCACGGAUCCUAUGGCGGCUACGGUGGCUACGGUCUGGGAUACUCCGGCUACGGACACGGAGCUUACCUGCACUAAGGACCUGGAUGUCGGAAAGGAUACCAGCCAACGAUGACGACCCCGAUUGAACAUUCAGCGGAUAAUUCGCAUUUUGCUGCCGUCAAAGUGUUGAGUUUGCUUUUCGUAGUCAGAGGCGGAAAUACAAAUUGUGUACAAAAAUCCUCAAAACCCAGACAUCCACUUGGAGACAGAGACAUCUAGAUAACUAAGGACAACUAAUGGGAGGCGGCGAGAGCGAGGGAGAUUGACGAAGGAUCAAGUUUCGUUGAUUUUGUUAUUAUGGUGCAACUCCAUGCACUGUGGCUUCAAUACUUUCUGUAAAUAAACGAUAAAUGACUCUUAAACGAA